Ostertagia ostertagi is the source of this 432-nucleotide messenger RNA. NCBI's taxonomy places the organism in Eukaryota, Metazoa, Nematoda, Chromadorea, Rhabditida, Trichostrongylidae. The record is from the annotation of a GenBank genome assembly.
AUGGAUCACAGCUUUCCGUCGCAUUUGGUGUGUGCGGCUGUGUCGGCGCUUGACGGUGGAAUUGGCGCUGGCCUGUCAGCACUCGGUGCCAGCUCGACACUACCAGAUCUUGGUGGCAACACACGAAUCGAAGUGGAUAAAACAGAAGACAUGGAGGACGAAAGGGACGAUAACAACAGUGCCAUCUCACCGACCACCUCGACGAAAACGCACAAACCUCGUCGUCAAAGGACUCAUUUCACAAGCCAUCAAGUUUGGUUCAAGAAUCGCCGAGCAAAAUGGCGUAAGCGUGAACGAAAUUACGUGGACUCGAAAGGACUCAGCACUACACUGGGCUCAUCAAUGAGCGCUAUUGGUGGACUACAAACAGGGCUUGGCCUUGGCACUCUUCAAAACGGCUUCUCGCAAUCACUCCUGCACACUCCCGGACAG